This is a messenger RNA of Globicephala melas (long-finned pilot whale), 2742 nucleotides long. RefSeq names its product methyltransferase 16, RNA N6-adenosine (gene METTL16). NCBI's taxonomy places the organism in Eukaryota, Metazoa, Chordata, Mammalia, Artiodactyla, Delphinidae. Gene Ontology annotation, cellular component: nucleus. The record is from RefSeq and is a predicted model, not a curated record. Gene Ontology annotation, biological process: rRNA base methylation. Gene Ontology annotation, molecular function: 23S rRNA (adenine(1618)-N(6))-methyltransferase activity.
UGAAUGGAGGCCCAAGAUGGCGGCGCACUGACAGCGUAACAUUUGCGUUUCUAGGAUCUUCGGGCUGCUGGUGGCUUAAGACUCUGGGGUUGUAGAGGCCCACACUAGACUAGUCGUCUGGAAGCAACUUAGACCUCAGAGAUGGCUCUGAGUAAAUCAAUGCAUGCAAGAAAUAGAUACAAGGACAAACCUCCUGACUUUGCAUAUCUGGCUUCCAAAUAUCCAGAUUUUCAGCAGCAUGUUCAGAUAAAUCUGAAUGGAAGAGUGAGUCUUAAUUUUAAAGACCCUGAAGCAGUCAGAGCUCUGACUUGUACUCUCCUAAGAGAAGAUUUUGGACUUUCUAUUGAUAUUCCGCUGGAGAGACUAAUUCCCACAGUUCCCUUGAGACUCAACUAUAUUCAUUGGGUAGAAGAUCUGAUCGGUCAUCAGGACUCUGACAAAAGUACUCUCCGAAGAGGAAUUGACAUAGGUACUGGGGCAUCCUGCAUCUAUCCUUUACUUGGAACAACCUUAAAUGGCUGGUAUUUCCUUGCAACAGAAGUAGAUGACAUGUGCUUCAACUAUGCAAAGAAGAAUGUGGAACAGAAUAACUUAUCGGAUCUUAUAAAAGUGGUAAAAGUACCACAGAAGACACUCCUGAUGGAUGCUCUUAAAGAAGAAUCUGAGAUAAUCUAUGACUUUUGCAUGUGCAACCCUCCCUUUUUUGCCAAUCAGUUGGAAGCCAAGGGAGUAAACUCUCGAAACCCUCGAAGACCCCCACCUAGCUCAGUAAAUACAGGAGGGAUCACAGAGAUCAUGGCAGAAGGAGGCGAAUUAGAGUUUGUUAAAAGGAUCAUCCACGACAGUUUACAGCUUCAAAAAAGAUUAAGGUGGUAUAGCUGUAUGCUGGGAAAGAAAUGCAGCCUGGCUCCUCUGAAGGAAGAACUUCGAAUACAAGGGGUUCCUAAAGUCACCUACACUGAAUUCUGCCAAGGUCGGACAAUGAGGUGGGCUUUGGCUUGGAGUUUUUAUGAUGAUGUAACAGUACCAUCACCACCAAGUAAGCGAAGAAAAUUAGAGAAGCCAAGGAAACCCAUUACGUUUGUAGUAUUGGAAUCUGUGAUGAAAGAAUUAUCCCUCAAAGCAUCGUCUUUGGGCUCUGAGACAGUGGAAGGCAUAGUAGUUGUGACAACAUGGAUUGAAAAAAUUCUCACCGAUCUGAAGGUCCAGCAUAAACGAGUUCCCUGUGGAAAGGAGGAAAUUAGCCUUUUCCUAACAGCCAUAGAAAACUCCUGGAUUCACUUAAGGAGGAAGAAAAGGGACCGAGUGAGACAACUGAGAGAAGUUCCCCGAGCUCCCAAGAACGUCAUCCAAGCCUUGGAAGAGAAAAGGUCCCCCGCUAAAGAGUCUGGCAAGAACCAAGACUUGGCUCAGGGUCCCCAGGAGAGUGCUCUGUGUGGGCCUGCUCUACAGGAAGGCGAGUCUGCUACUGUGGAGGGCCAUGGCCCAAACCAGGACUCGCUUUCCCAGGAGGAAAACCCAGAACCCAUGGAGGAUGAAAGGAGUGAGGAAAAGGGAGAGAUGGAGGUUUGGGAAAGUUGUAAAGGCUCCAGUAAUGGAGCCCAGGACCAAGAGGCUUCUGAGCAAUUCAGCAACCCAGUAUCUGAAAAAGGGAACCAUCUCCAAAGAGUGGCUGGAUGUUACCUAUUCAAGUGUUUGAUAAACGUUAAGAAGGAGGUAGAUGAUGCCUUAGUUGAAAUGCAUUGGGUUGAGGGCCAGAACAGGGAUUUGAUGAACCAGCUUUGUACUUAUAUACGUAACCAAAUUUUCAGGCUUGUUGCUAGUUAACUCCAAACUCUUUGCACAGUAAAGCAGCUUGCUUUGGAGUGUGGCCUGUGGGGUGGCAAGCUGAAUCCCACCAUUGGCCUGCUGGAAUUAUCUGAAACAAAUUAAUCCAUUUUAAACAUCCCCCUCCCUUUUUUUUUAAGUUAACAGGGCCCUGUAGUAUGGUAGUUCAGAGGAAGAAUUGUGAUUAUUUGCAUCAACAAAAAGCCAUCAGUAAACUCACAAGGGAUUUAAACCUGACUUAAGCUGAUCACCUUAGCUUUAGACUGGUUUUCUGAGGCCAAAAGGAUUAUUUUUGCAGUCUGAUCCUGGUCAGAACUUACAGAGCAUCACACUCAGUCACCCCUGGUUGCUUCCUGAGAAGGGGUGACUUUCUCAACCCCCUGGUGGAGGUGGUAUACCAGAUAGCCCUGUACCUUCUUCUAAAGUCACCUUCAAGACUGAAGACUUUGGGUACAUAUAGUUGAUGACCCCUGUGUCAGUCCUGAGAAGGGAACUGGCCUAAUGGUAGGUGGCGGGAGAGUCAGGGAGAGAAAGCUCAGUAAUGCCAGGAAGAAGGGCCAAUCAGGAAGCGCCUGGAAACGUCGGAAACAUCGGCAUAUUCCUGACUCUUGUCUGUUUUGAUGUUGGUUAUUUCAGAAACAGAAUUAGGGAAUCAAAACUGCCAGAUGUGACUGAGAUACAGCAGAAUGAAGCCAUACCCCUACCUCCAACCUGUUUAAAGUACUAUUUUGUAGCAGUUUUACUGGUGUGUGAUAUUUUUUAAUUUGUUUCGACAUUUGAAGUGGAGCUAAUAUAAGAGUAUUCAGAAUUGAAAACUGUCAAUCCUGUUUGAAUCCUGGGGUUGGGGAAAAUAUUUUCUUGGCUUUGAAUGGAUAGGUGAUUGAUGAUAGAAAUAAAAAUGGAGUAAGACAGUUA